CGUUGAGCAGGCAUUGAGCGGUGACCUGAGACGAAGUCACUCCGAGCGGCGCCAUACGUGUGUGGACUGAAUUGGAUACUGUUGGGCUGUCCUUUCACUGCAAACGACACCUCAGGUUUCAUUCCCGGUUUCGUCAUUGUUUGUUGAAAAUAGCCCCGCUGCUUCACUUCGGAAAGCGCACGAAACGCCAAGAUCGACAAACGACUUGAUUGGGACCUGACGGCCGGUCUCCGUACCGGUCGGGAGCCAUCCUGGGCAGCUCACCGUCUCUUUCACCCGAGAUCAAGCCGUCAUGGAGCCGGCAACCACACAACAAGGCUGCCUCAAGCCCCUUUCCGAGACAACCUCGUCAGCGGUGCCGCUCAAGCACAGGACCGCGGCGAUGGAGGCGAUCGAAGAUAUCCUCUACGGCUCCAUCGCCGGCAUCGUUGGCAAGUACAUCGAAUAUCCAUUCGACACGGUCAAAGUGCGCCUUCAGUCACAGCCCGACCACCUCCCACUGCAAUACAAGGGGCCUCUUGACUGCUUCCGCCAGUCCAUCCGCGCCGACGGCUUCCUCGGCUUGUACCGGGGCAUCUCGGCGCCGCUCGUCGGCGCGGCCCUCGAGAACAGCAGCCUCUUCUUCUGGGAGCGCCUCGGCCGCGCCGCCGUCUACGCGUCGGGCUACUCGCCGCGCGACCAGCCGCUGCCGCUCUCGGCCCUGUGGAUGACGGGCGCCUUCUCGGGCGCCAUGACCUCGUUCAUCCUGACGCCCGUCGAGCUGGUCAAGUGCAAGAUCCAGGUGCCCGAGACGACCGAGGGCGGCGCGGUGCGCGCGCCGCUCCGGCCGUUGCCCGUCAUCCGAGACGUGUGGCGCCACCAAGGGCUGCUCGGCUUCUGGCACGGCCAGCUGGGCACGCUGAUCCGCGAGUCGGGCGGCUGCGCCGCCUGGUUCGGGUCCAAGGAGACCGUCACCAAGCUGAUGCGCGAGUGGAACGUGCGGGCCGCGCGCACGGACGAGGACAGGCGGCGCGCGGCCAGCCCCGACACUCCGCUGCCGCUGUGGCAGCAGGCCGUCGCGGGCGCGUCGGCCGGCAUGACGUACAACUUCCUCUUCUUCCCCGCCGACACGGUCAAGUCGAGGAUGCAGACCACGCCGAUCGGCGAGGGCGCGGCGCAGCAGAGGACGUUUGCCGCCGAGACGGCGGCGUUGUGGAAGCAGGCUGGCCUGAGGGGGUUCUAUCGCGGGUGCGGCAUCACCGUGCUCAGGUCGGUGCCGAGCUCGGCGUUUAUUUUCAUGGUCUAUGAUGGGUUGAAGAAGUAUUUUCCCAUGCAAUGAGGGAGGGAGCGGGGUUCAAAAAGGGGGUGACCUCCGGCUUUGUUCUCGGCGUUUUCCAUAAACUGGUUGGGGAGAAUUCGGUUGAGGCAUAGACGGGGACGGGGACGGGGACGGGGACGGGGGAGCAUUUUGUCUCUUUCAAUCAUCAGCAGGGCGUUUGGGCGAGGGAGCUGGCUCACCAUCUAAAGACAAAACAAGACACAUGGGAAAAAAAAGGAUACUCAGCAGCGGCGGA
Messenger RNA from Thermothielavioides terrestris NRRL 8126, 1553 nucleotides. RefSeq lists its product as uncharacterized. Gene Ontology annotation, biological process: mitochondrial L-ornithine transmembrane transport. Lineage: Eukaryota; Fungi; Ascomycota; Sordariomycetes; Sordariales; Chaetomiaceae. The transcript has 3 exons. Gene Ontology annotation, molecular function: L-ornithine transmembrane transporter activity. The coding region runs from base 293 to 1318 and encodes 341 amino acids. The record is from RefSeq and is a predicted model, not a curated record.